UGUCCGCGCGUGUUUGUUGCAACCAAUAGACAACUGAAGAAGAGAUAGUUGCUUCACAGACAGACUAAUGACACUCGCGGUGUAUUGUUCGCUUAAUCCGUUUCUCUACUGGAUCCCUGUAGCCUACCAGCUGGUCUGUAUCGUCAUCCCGGGAACAGUGGCUGUCACUGUGGAUGCUUUGACUGAGAUUUCGGAUAGACCACCUAUAGGCCUAUAGGCUCGUUUCAUUCCGUUGAAGAGGUCCGAAAAACGCAGCCAGCCAGAGACGACGGGGCAUGUUGCUACACAGCUAAUAUUGACACGAUAGACCGAGUGAAGGCGAAAGUGAGAUGUUGUUCACACACUGACACAGAAAACAACACAAGGAACUGUACUAGUUUACUAACGGCAUCUCGGAGUCUCAAGAGACAAGAAACCAGCGGUGGAUGUCAGGUGUUUCUGAGCGUUAGUGUGAUGGACCACCAACAGUGUGAUGGAGGCCAAGUGUCAGAGAGCUGUGACUCACUCGGUAACGGGGACUCCUGGCCCCCACCUGCCAAACUGUCCCGCCUGGAGCGGAAUGGUGGCAUGGGCCCCCCAGGGCCAUACCAGGGCAGGACGAGACAGGGGAGCCCAGGGGCCAGAGCCCCCACCCCGGCCCCCAUACCCACGAUACCCGCACCACAACCUAAGAACUGGCAUAAGAGAGGGAGCCUGCUGCCUGUGCUGUGUGUGGUGGAACACAGAGAGAACCCAGUCUCGGCAGUGGAGGCUGAGAGGCGAGAGGAGCAUGCAGAGUUUGUACUGGUCAGGAGAGACCUGCUGUUUAACCAGCUGAUAGAGAUGGCUCUACUGGCCCUGGGCUACUCUCACAGCUCAGCAGCACAGGCAAAAGGUUUGAUCCAGGUGGGUAGGUGGAACCCUGUCCCUCUGUCCUGUGUGACUGAUGCUCCUGAUGCCACAGUGGCUGACAUGCUCCAGGACCUCUACCAUGUCACCACCCUCAAGAUCCAGCUCACCAGUUGUCCCAGGUUGGAGGAACUCCCUCCAGAACAGUGGAGUCACUCUACAGUGAGAAACGCCCUGAAGGAGCUACUGAGAGACAUGAACCAGAGCUCACUGGCCAAAGAGUGCCCUUUGUCCCAGAGUAUGAUCUCCUCCAUUGUAAACAGCACCUACUACGCAAACGUGUCGGCCACCAAGUGCCACGAGUUUGGCCGCUGGUACAAGCACUUCAGGAAGACCAAAGGCAUCAUGGAGAUUGAUAGCUUCUCUGACCAAUCCCAACUGGGCUCCACCCAUCUGACCUUUACCCAUCAACCAAUCCCAGGCAACACAGCCAAACAGGCCGACUCCUCGCCCCUCGUCUUCCCUCAUGGUCGUGGCUGCCUAGCCCCAAGUCUCCGCCCCCCAGGACUGGUGACCGCCCCCCUCAGCCCCCAUCUAGUCAACCCCCAACAGAUAGUCAUGGCCCAGUUCCUCAACCAGCAGUAUGCAGUUACCCGAAUGUUAUCCCAGCAGAGCCUGUCUGUAUCUGUCUCCACCUCCCCCCACCAGUUCCUCAACCACCCCUCUGUGGGGAGGCCUCCCACCUCCUUGGCUCUAGCUAAGGCCCUCGACCCCCAGCCCCAGGCUGGACCACCAGGACCUGGGUCUGGGUCCCAGAGCCAGGUGUGUGGACCAUCAGACAUCUACUGUGAGAUCUACCAGUGGGUGAGAGAGGAGCUGAAGAGAGCAGGCAUCUCCCAGGCUGUGUUCGCCCGCGUGGCCUUCAACAGGACCCAGGGCCUGCUGUCUGAGAUCCUGCGUAAAGAGGAGGAUCCGAAGAGUGCCUCUCAGUCUCUCCUGGUCAACCUGCGGUCCAUGCAGAGUUUCCUCCAGCUACCUGAGGGCGACCGCGACCGUAUCUACCAGGAGGAGAGGGAGAGGAGUCUGACCGUGUCGACCACUAUCACCCAUUCACCCAACAACACUACCCCACCAUUAAUAAGCAGAGGGGUGAAGAGUGAGGGAUGUGUUCUAGACAGAGGGGUGAAGAGCGAGGGAUGUGUUCUAGACAUCAACAGUUCUAUCUAUGAGGAGAUCCAACAGGAGAUGAAGAGAGCCAAGGUGUCUCAGGCCAUGUUCGCCAAGAUGGCCGCAUCCAAGAGUCAGGGCUGGCUGUGUGAGCUGCUGCGCUGGAAGGAGGAUCCGUCCCCGGAGAACCGGACCCUGUGGGAGAACCUGUGUAUGAUCAGGCGCUUCCUGAGUCUGGCCCAGACGGAGCGAGAUGCCAUCUACGAACAGGAGAGCAACGCUCUGCAGCAACACUGUACAGACAGACUGAUACAGCAAGUCAACAACAACACACUGCUCCAACGCCACUCCCCAUUGCCACAGCAACACCAUCAACGACUCCUGACCCCUCGGUCCCAGCAGCCCUUGCAGCCCCAGGCGGGGCCUCGCCUGCCUCCACGACAACCGUCCACAGCAUCACAAGCCGAGAAUGAGGGGGGUGGGGGCCAACUGAAGACCUGGUUGGGGGGUAGUAAGGUUGAUGGGAGGGUAGAGGACAUUACUGGUCUGGGCAAUAGGAGUAGGGCUGAGGGUAGUAGUGACAAGGAAGGGGGCGAGGGAGGUUGGUCGGGGGCCAGACAGAGUAACGGGGAGGGCAAUGGCGGGCGUAAUGGUGAGGGGUUUCGGGUGUCCCGGGAGGCGCAGGGGAUCCUGCAGAGCUUCAUCCAGGACGUGGGUCUGAACCCAGACGAGGAGGCUGUCCACACCCUGUCAGCCCAGCUAGGCCUGCCAAAACACACCAUCCUCAGCUUCUUCCAUUGCCACCACCACAGUUACACACACCAGAACCAUAGACAGGACUACAGUGAGAUCCACCACAACCAACUUCCCAGCCAGAACCACAGGGACCAGGACCUGCUCUUCUGUAUUGGAGCAGGCCCAACCCAGCCUGACAGAACUACAGGGGAGAAGGAAGAAGGAGGAGCCGUAGAUCCCACUGGACGGAUAGGUGGAGAGGAGGAGGAGGACAUGGAGGGGGAAGAGGUAAUAGAGUGGGAGGGGGGGAAAGAGUUGGAUGUGAGCACCCAGACUAACACCGUUAUCACCCUAAAGGAGGAGGAGCAACAUGACUCUAUCCAAUCACAGCCGGAGACAACCCAACCACAUGACUCUGAUGAAUAGCAUGGCCCCAACCACUAGUUGUCCCCUCUAACCCAAAUAAUAUUCCCCAUUUCUGAAGAACUGUAGUAAUGAUGUGUCAUAAUAGGUGAUUCCCUUAUUUGUAAUGAAAUAUUGAAAUAAAGGACUGUCUUUGUGAAAGGAAAUGAGACUAUGUAGUUACACAAGAUAUUUUAACUGUUGAGGAUCCCAUUUUAAACACUAUGCCAACAAAUGCCUUGUAGUAUGCGUCACUACCCACCUGGUCCUAUGGCUAGAUCGUCCUCUCUGGAUUCUGAUGAUACUGAAAUGUGAAUAGUUUGUUUUGAUUUCUUUCUCUGUCACCAAACUCAACUAUGCUUUCUUAUAUCUUUCUGUCACAAAGUCCACUUUUAUGUGUCUCUUUGACUGACGGUAAAAUCAAUUGUCUUAAGGUAUUUUUUGGUCAACAAUCAACAUAUUUGAGUGGCUUCUCUCAAAUUGUGUAUGCAAAUUAUUUCACUCAUGCAAUUUAAUACUUCAGUUGGUCAACUGUAGAAGAAAAGGCUAAUAUGCAAAUAAUGUGUGUGUAUAACUGCCUUUGAUUUAACCUACCAUCUUUGUAAAAAUGUAUUUGUUUUAAAAUAGUUAAUUCCAUCGAUUUAUGAGUAACUUGAUCGAAGUGGUUGUUUUUAACAUCUUUCAUAAUUUAUCUGUUCAGAAAUGCAAUGAAUGUGGAUGUUAAUUCAUUUUGUAUUUAUACCUGUGAUUUAUGAUUUGCUUCGUCACACAUUAAACACUUAUAAAAUGGAGCUACUGUU
Molecule: messenger RNA, 3932 nt
Organism: Oncorhynchus kisutch (coho salmon)
Lineage: Eukaryota; Metazoa; Chordata; Actinopteri; Salmoniformes; Salmonidae
Product: DNA-binding protein SATB1-like
Exons: 11
Coding region: 454-3156 (900 amino acids)
Biological process (GO): chromatin remodeling; regulation of transcription by RNA polymerase II
Molecular function (GO): RNA polymerase II cis-regulatory region sequence-specific DNA binding; DNA-binding transcription factor activity, RNA polymerase II-specific
Source: RefSeq, a predicted model, not a curated record